UAUAAUACAUAGGAGAAAACUUGGUUCGAAGUUAUCCUAAAUUAAGUAAAAAUGGGAAAGCAUUUCGGUGAAUUAGCUAAAAUCAGAGGAUUGAUUUCAUACAAAUUAUCACCACAUGAACAGCGCGCUUAUGCUGGUGCUAUAUCCAACGGAUUGCCGAACAUUUUCCGCAGAUUUCGUGAAAAUGUGUUUCGAGUUGCUCCACCUUUCAUUAUAGGCUAUCUAGUUUACGAAGGAGUUGACAGGGAACAUCACAGACGCACACGCAAGAACCCUGCUGAUUAUGAAAAUGAUGAAUAAAUUUUAUGCUCAUUU
Papilio machaon (common yellow swallowtail) is the source of this 315-nucleotide messenger RNA. It is a transcript of the gene UQCR-Q, whose product is annotated as cytochrome b-c1 complex subunit 8. Lineage: Eukaryota; Metazoa; Arthropoda; Insecta; Lepidoptera; Papilionidae. The record is from RefSeq and is a predicted model, not a curated record. The transcript is spliced from 2 exons. Gene Ontology annotation, biological process: mitochondrial electron transport, ubiquinol to cytochrome c. The coding region runs from base 52 to 300 and encodes 82 amino acids.